GACAGCAAUAAAGCAAUUUGAUUGCUUGUUGUGCAGACACACCCAUGUGACACUGCCUUUCCCUGAUUGCUUUAUUCAUUCAAGAUAUGCCAAAAGCAUACAUUGUAUUUUUUUACUUUUUCUUUCAUUGUUUCAAUAUUAAUCGACAAUUCUUCUCAAUAAUUUGUGGGAGUUCUUGAAGAACCCUUCUUCUUUUUUGUAAUUUCAUUGUGAGCAAAGGUGAUAUUUUGAUUGUAGAAGGGUGAACAAGUAAUUAGACCCAUCUCAUAUAAUUAAGAGCAAGUUUUGAGAGUGCAGAGGCCUUCACAUCUCUCUGGGUUUUCCUCAUUGUAUGUUUCUGAGUCUUUGAAUUCUUCAUUUCCAAAGAAAAGAUGGUUGUGGUGGAGGCCAUUCUGUCGUCCGUGUUUGAGGUGGUGCUGGACAAGCUGGUGGCUACCCCUUUGUUAGAGUAUGCACGUCUCAUAUAAAAUUCAAUGCUUGAGGGUGUAUGUCUUGCUUUUAUCUGCGCUCAUUACUUAUUCAUUCAGGUGCAGUGAAACAGAGGGAACAAAUGGAAGAUUCUGUUCAGUAAGGUUUACGUACUCAAAUCAUCCGUUCACGAAUAUUACAGUUCAGACUCUAUGGUAUAUUCAGAUGUAAUGGAGGGUUCAACAAAAUGUGUUCAUAGCUGCAGGGGUCCUGUUUUCAGUUAAGCACAAGGAAUGAUCACAACACCUUAAUGCUCGUCUAUCAUUGGUUAUGUUGGAGUUUCAGCUAUUGUUGAGGACUGUACUUUGGUUGAGAAUUCUCAGUGACAACAUCAUGGACAUCCAUUCCAUGAUUUUGCUCCAAUGGAUUGCCUUUUAACUUACCACAGCAGCUAUUAAAGGACUGUAGCUUCACCAGUCAGCAGGUGAUAUUUUGAUUGUAGAAGGGUGGACAAGUAAUUAGACCCAUCUCAUAUAAUUAAGAGCAAGUUUUGAGAGUGCAGAGGCCUUCAUAACUCUCCGGGUUUUCCUCAUUGUAUGUUUCUGAACUUCUGAAUCCUUCGUUUCCAAAGAAAAAUGGUUGUGGUGGAGGCGUUUCUGUCUUCCUUAUUUGAGGUGGUGCUGGACAAGCUGGUGGCUGCCCCUUUGUUAGAUUAUGCACGCCAGCUCAAAGUUGACACAGCAGUGCUCCAGGAGUGGAGGAACACUUUGUUGCAUCUCCAAGCAGUGUUGCAUGAUGCUGAGCAGAGGCAGAUUCGGGACGAAGCAGUGAAGAGGUGGCUGGACGAUCUCAAAGCUUUAGCUUACGACAUUGAAGAUGUGCUUGACGAGUUUGAAGCUGAAGCUAAGCGGCCCAGUUUGGUACAAGGACCUCAAACCAGCAGCAGCAGCAGCGGCAAGGUAUGGAAGUUCAACCUCUCUUUUCAUCCUAGCGGUGUGAUUUCCAAAAAGAAGAUUGGUCAAAAAAUAAAGAUAAUCACCCAGGAGCUAGAGGCUAUUGUAAAAAGAAAAUCUGAUCUUCAUUUUAGAGAGGGUGAUGAAGGAGUGUUAUCAGUGACUGAACAAAGGUUGACUACUUCUUUGGUGGAUGAGGUUGAGAUUUAUGGUAGGGAGGGUGAUAGGGAGAAGAUCAUGAAACUAUUGCUAUCUGAUGAAGUGGCUACUGCUGAUAGAGUUCAGGUGAUUCCAAUUGUUGGUAUGGGUGGGGUUGGAAAAACAACCCUCGCUCAAAUAAUCUAUAACGACAAGAGGGUGGGGGACAAGUUCGAUUUCAGACUCUGGGUGUGCGUAUCUGAUCAGUUUGACUUGGUAGGAAUAACAAAAGCAAUUUUGGAGUUGGUCCCUGAACAUUCAUCUAAUAAUUCUAACACCUUGCAAUCACUACAACAUAGUCUGCAGAAAAAGUUGAAUGGAAAAAGGUAUUUCCUUGUGCUGGAUGAUAUAUGGAAUGAGAACCCCGAUAACUGGAGUACCUUACAAGCUCCACUCAAAGCUGGAGCACAGGGCAGUGUAAUCAUAGCAACCACCCGCAAUGAAAAAGUAGCAUCAAUUAUGGGCACAACUCCUUUUUGUCGUCUUAGCGAACUAUCAGAUGAACAAUGCUGGUCAGUAUUUGCAUAUCGUGCUUUUGAAAAUAUAACUCCAGAUGCAACAAAAAAUUUGAAACCUAUUGGUCGGAAAAUAGUACAGAAAUGCAAAGGUUUGCCCUUGGCAGCAAAAACGCUAGGAGGUUUAUUGCGGUCUGAACAAGAUGAAAAGGCUUGGAAGGAAAUGAUGAAUAACGAAAUAUGGGAUUUACCAACGGAACAGAGUAACAUUCUUCCAGCUCUACACUUGAGCUAUCAUUAUCUCCCCACAAAAGUAAAGCAGUGCUUUGCAUAUUGCUCCAUCUUUCCCAAGGAUUAUGAAUAUCAAAAGGAGGAGUUAAUUUUGUUAUGGGUGGCACAAGGUUUUGUGGGUGGCUUCAAAGGAGAGGAGAUGAUAGAAGAAGGUGAAAAAUGUUUUCAGAACCUAUUGUCAAGGUCAUUCUUUCAACAAUCAAGUCAAAAUAAGUCAUUGUUUGUGAUGCAUGAUUUGAUUCAUGAUUUGGCCCAAUUUGUAUCCAGAGAAUUUUGUUUCAGAUUGGAAGUGGGAAAACAAAAAACCUUUUCAAAGAGGGCUCGACAUUUGUCAUACAACCGUGAAGAAUUCGAUGUCUCCAAGAAAUUUGAUCCCACUUCAUAAGGAUGAUAAGCUACGUACCUUCCUACCAUUAGGUAUGCCUGCUUAUGUUUCAACUUGCUACUUAGCUGAUAAAGUUCUAUAUGAUCUAUUGCCAACAUUCAGAUGUUUGCGGGUUUUAUCCUUGUCUUACUAUAAUAUCACUCAUUUGCCUGAUUCAUUUCAAAAUUUGAAGCAUUUGCGGUAUUUAAACCUUUCUAGCACCAACAUACAGAAGUUACCUAAAUCCAUAGGUAUGCUUUGCAAUUUGCAAUCACUGAUGUUGUCAAAUUGUCAUGGGAUUACCGAGCUGCCUCCUGAAAUCGAAAACCUCAUCCACCUACAACAUUUGGAUAUUUCUGGAACCAAAUUAGAAGGGAUGCCAACAGGAAUCAAUAAACUAAAAGAUCUUCGAAAAUUGACUGCUUUUGUUGUUGGCAAGCAUAGUGGUGCAAGAAUUACAGAGUUACAAGAUCUGUCCCACCUGCGGGGAGCGCUCUCCAUUUUUAACUUGCAAAAUGUGGUGAAUGCUACGGAUGCUUUAAAAGCUAAUUUGAAGAAAAAGAAAGACCUUGAUGACUUGGUGUUUGCGUGGGAUCCAUGUGUGAUUGAUAGUGAUUCGGAGAAUCAAACCAGAGUUCUCGAAAAUCUUCAGCCUCAUACCAAGGUGAAAAGGCUCAACAUUCAACACUACUAUGGCACAAAAUUUCCAAAAUGGCUAGGAGAUCUUUCAUUCACGAAUUUAGUUUUCUUACAACUUGAAGAUUGUAAAAGUUGCUCGUCCUUGCCACCACUUGGGCAGUUACAAUCUCUCAAGGAUCUCCAGAUUGCGAAGAUGGAUGAAGUACAAAACAUUGGUGCAGAUUUCUAUGGGAAUAAUGAUUGUGACUCAUCUUCAAUGAAGCCGUUUGGAUCCCUAGAGAUUCUGAGGUUUGAAGAGAUGUUAGAGUGGGAGGAAUGGGUUUGUCGUGGAGUUGAAUUCCCUUGUUUGAAGGAGCUUUAUAUCAAGAUCUGUCCAAAGCUGAAAAAGGAUUUACCCAAACACCUUCCUAAAUUAACAAAACUUGAGAUCAGUGAAUGCGAGCAGCUGGUGUGUUGUCUUCCAAUGGCUCCCUCCAUUCGUGAAUUGAUGUUGGAGGAAUGUGAUGAUGUGGUGGUUAGGAGUGCGAGCAGUCUCACCUCGUUGGCUUCUUUGGAUAUAAGGAAAGUUUGUAAAAUUCCACCCAUUCUUCAUAGCCUUGCCUCUCUUAAAAACUUGAACAUCCAGGAAUGUGAGAGUCUUGCAUCUUUUCCGGAGAUGGCGCUGCCACCCAUGCUUGAAAGGCUUGAAAUCAGAGACUGUCCCACUCUGGAGUCCCUACCAGAGGGAAUGAUGCAAAAUAAUACGACUCUGCAAUACUUGGAUACCUAUAGUUGUGGUUCUCUGAGGUCCUUGCCCACAUUGAAGACACUUUCUAUCCAGCGGUGCGAGAAAUUGGAGUUAGCACUCCAGGAGGAUAUGACGCACAACCACUACGCUUCCCUUACCAACUUAAAUAUAUGGAGUACUGGUGAUUCUUUCACGUCCUUUCCAUUAGCCUCCUUCACAAAGCUUGAGUAUCUUCGUAUCAUAAAUUGUGGAAAUCUGGAGUCCCUUUACAUUCCAGAUGGACUUCACCACGUGGAUCUCACAUCUCUCCAGAGCCUAUUCAUCUUUGGUUGCUCUAAUCUGGUAUCUUUUCCGCAAGGAGGAUUGCCCACUCCUAAUCUGACAUCUCUUUGGAUAACUUCGUGCAAGAAGCUCAAGUCACUGCCCCAAGGGAUGCACUCCCUCACAUCCCUUGAAAGUUUGACAAUAGAAGAUUGUCCAGAAAUUGAUUCAUUUCCAAUAGGGGGUUUGCCCACUAAUCUAUCUGAUCUUGAGAUCAGGAAUUGUAACAAACUCAUGGCCUGUCGGAUGGAGUGGCGCUUGCAAACGCUUCCCUUUCUUAGCUGGUUAGAGAUUGGAGGACUUGAAGAAGAAAGAUCGAAGUCAUUUCCUGAGGAGCGGUUUCUGCCCUCCACUCUCACCUAUCUUUCAAUUAAAAAUUUUCCAAAUCUGAAAUCCCUGGACAAGAAGGGCCUUGAGCACCUGACCUCUCUUGAAAUUCUGUCGAUUAACGAAUGUGAAAAGCUCGAGUCCUUGCCAAAACAGGGGUUGCCCUCCUCCCUUUCUCGUCUUUAUAUUGGGAAGUGUCCUCUGCUGGAGAAGCGAUGCCAAAGGGAUAAAAGGAAAAAAUGGCCCAACAUUUCUCACAUUCCCUGCAUCGUGAUAACUGGUGAAAUGGAUUUCUUAUAUAAAGAGGUCAUCUUGUCAUGAGGCACUUGCAUCCAAACUCUUGCCUUUCUAUGCAAUUAUUAAUUCAGUUUUUUAAUACGAUUUUCUAGACAAAAUGUUACAGGGCAACAAUCAGUUUCUUAGCAGUUUGAUGUUAUAUGGGCUGUAAAACUAUCCAUGUCAUGAAGAAUUUUUUAUGCUUGAGUGCGUACUAUCUUAUUAUUGAUUGAGGGAGCAAUUGGAGGGAGCAAAUGGAAAGACCUACCUGGUAAAGCCUUUGUAGACAAAUCAUCUUUCACAAAUAUUACAAUUCAGAUCCUUUGGAGUAGUUAGAAGUGAUGAAGCCUUCAAACACAGUGUAUUCAUAGCUACAGAGUGCCCUAUUUUUACAUAGCUUCCUCACUGGCAUCACUGAAGGCUUUGGAAGAGAAUGGAGAUUGCUGCUUAAAAAGUUAAUGCAGAACCACAAAGACAUGGAACUAUGCGAAUGGAGUAUAAAGGAAGUAAGAAGCAAAGUGAAGAACUAUGGCCAUGAAAGUUAGAUCAGCUUGCUAAGUUGGUAUAACAACACAAAGGGUUUUAUGUCUGACCAUGCGAUUGAAGAGAACAAAAACUUUCUCCAAGGCCUUUCAAAAUUGGGUUUUCCUACAGAACUAUAGAGGCUUUUGACUCUUCCUUUGUCUUGCAUAGCACUCGGGUAUGCUGUUUGUCUUGGAAAGAGCUUUGGCACGAUAAAAGGAUUCCCUACUUGGUUGGCUGAUUAUGGAUGGCUUUUGAAUUUGACCAAAAGUGUUCAAAGGUGUGGUCUCUGAUUCAGGCCACUGAAUGAGUUGUUAACAAAAACAUAUCUUGGAAAGUAAAUAUUCAUGGUAACUUUCAAACCUAAUUGUUUCUUCUCAUCAAAUUGGAGACAAGAGUUUGCUCAUUGCAUUUCAAUGUCAGUGGCUUCUGGUGUAAGAGCAAUGUUCUUGGCUAUCAAAAAGGCUUUACUACCAUAGCUGUUCUGUUUUGCUGGAGUUUUAUGUUAGACUACAUGCUGCAAGGGACCAAAACACUCUUCACAUCCCUUUAACAAUCCCAGACAGGGUUACCAUGAUAAGCUAUUAAAACCUAUGUCCAUCUUCAUGCUAUGCUGCUUCCUCUAUGGCAUCACUGAAGAAUUUGUUAUUUUGGUGCUUGAAUGGAGACUGGUGGUUGGAAGUUGAUGUCAAAUCACCAAGACCC
This is a messenger RNA of Vitis riparia (riverbank grape), 6186 nucleotides long. Its product is annotated as putative disease resistance protein RGA3. Lineage: Eukaryota; Viridiplantae; Streptophyta; Magnoliopsida; Vitales; Vitaceae. Gene Ontology annotation, biological process: defense response to other organism. Gene Ontology annotation, molecular function: protein binding; ADP binding. The transcript is spliced from 14 exons. The record is from RefSeq and is a predicted model, not a curated record. Bases 2548 to 5004 code for a protein of 818 amino acids.